Messenger RNA from Danio aesculapii, 1403 nucleotides. RefSeq names its product P2Y purinoceptor 14. Gene Ontology annotation, cellular component: membrane. The record is from RefSeq and is a predicted model, not a curated record. Bases 64 to 1053 code for a protein of 329 amino acids. Lineage: Eukaryota; Metazoa; Chordata; Actinopteri; Cypriniformes; Danionidae. The transcript is spliced from 2 exons. Gene Ontology annotation, biological process: G protein-coupled receptor signaling pathway. Gene Ontology annotation, molecular function: G protein-coupled purinergic nucleotide receptor activity.
UGUUUCUCCAAGAGGCAAAUUCUCAUUCUCUGUCAUGAUAUGAGCUGACUCAACUCUUCAAAUAUGGACAACAGUACACAACCGCCGAACUCCCCUGAAAGGAGCAGUGUGUUCACACAUGUGGUUCUGCCAGUGCUCUACUCCAUCAUCUGUGUUUGUGCAUUGAUUCUCAAUGGACUCGCCGCAUGGAUCUUCUUCAGGGUUCCCAGCUCUUCUGCCUUAGUGGUUUACCUAAAAAACAUGGUGGUGGCCGAUGUGCUAAUGCUGUUUAGUUACCCGUGGCGUGUAGUGGGUGACCUCGGUUAUGGUGGCUUGCAGCUGAAGCUAAUAGUUUGCCGUUACACGGCUGUGCUUUUCUACCUCAGCAUGUACACUGGAAUAGCCUUCAUGAGCCUCAUCAGCUUGGAACGGUACUUUAAAAUCGUCCGCAGUGUUUCCAGAGUGUCAUCGUUUCUGCAGCGUGUUUGGGUGGCAAAAGCUCUCGCGCUGUUAGCUUGGGCAAUCAUGAUAUUCUUCUCACUGCCCAACACCAUAUUAAGCAACCAGCCCAUGCCUAAGGUUUUUUCCUGCAUGGCUCUGAAGAGUGAGCUGGGUCGGAACUGGCAUGUAGUUUCAGCCCACUUUAAUGUCGGGAUCUUCUGGGUGGCGUUUCUGCUGAUGGUGUUUUGCUACACAUCCAUCGCUUGUCAUGUGUAUCGCUCCUACAAACGUGUGCAACAGGACAGCAGCGCAGCGGGACGGAGGUCAAAUCGGAGCAUCUUUAGCUUGCUGGCUGUGUUUAUCAUCUGUUUUGUGCCUUAUCACGUGUGCCGUGUUCCUUACACUAUGAGUCAAAGAUCCAAUUCUGGAUAUCUCCCACAAGACCGCUACGUUCUCUUCCAGAUCAAAGAAGCUACGCUCUUUCUGUCUGCCUUAAAUGUUUGUCUGGAUCCUGUCAUCUACUUCUUUAUGUGCCGGAUAUUUAGAGAGUCACUUCUGCAGAAAUUGACUUCUGCAAAUAAAGAAAACAGGAGGCCUUCGGUAGGCACUGGACUGAGUAUCAGCAACCUGUAAGAGGAAGAAUGCCUUGCGCAAUGGUUGUCUGAAAGAUUAAAAAAAACUGAUAUUAAUGUUUUAAAACCACAGAUCAAGUCGUGGUUUCCUUGCACAGGAAAAUGCAGAAAAGGGCGUUAAGCCGAAGUAGGUCACCCCAUAGUGAUGUUUUCUAAAACGUCAACCCCGGCUCAAAAUCAACUGAGCCACUGCUUUAAAGUACAGUUGACCUGGAACUGACAUAUCACCUGACUUGCACAGCUGAAAAUUAUGACUCCAGAAAGAAGGUUUCACAGAGAAGCCAUGUAUGGUUUAAUACUUUCAGUUUAUUUUCAGUGAACGUCUUUUUAAAAUAGCGUUUGCUUUCUUGU